CAUCUAUCACGUGGUGGCGUCACGUGGUUAACAGGAAGCUGCGAUGUGUUUACCUAUGUGUCAUCCAUCCACUGCGACACUGAACAUCUUGUAUCUGCAAUGAAAUCCAAGACGGUUUAAUGAGAUGAAUCGGCCCUGCAAGAGGUCUUUGUGCUGGUUUAGUCCCCCCCUCCAUCACCAACAUGGCGUCUUCAAGUUACACCUGCAGCCAGGACAACGCUACAGAGAAGGAUAGGCUCCUCUACUCCACGUCCAGCUAUGGGUCCCAUGAUCUGCAUGGGAGGCCCCGUCCCACUGCUCUGGUGGGCAAUGAGCUGCAGCGGCAGCUGGAGGAGGAUGAAGAGGAGGAAGAAGCCCUGAGAAGGAAACUCAAGUACUUCUUCAUGAGCCCUUGUGACAAAUAUAAUGCGAAGGGACGCAAGCCUUUCAAACUGGGCCUGCAGCUGCUUAAGAUCAUCACUGUGACUGUGCAGCUGGUGCUGUUUGGACUGACUAACCAGAUGGUCGUGACGUUCAAAGAGGAAAACACAGCAGCAUUCAAGCACCUUUUCCUGAAGGGUUACAAGGACAAAGCUGCUCAGGCCGUCCACACGCAAGCAGGGCUCUACAGCCACAUCCACUUUGCCAUAGAGCAGUACCUGGCUCUACCUGAGCUCGCGGUUGGUCGGUACGCAUAUGUGAUGGGCGUUGGCGUGAAAGGGAGCGCGCUCUCUCUCUGUCAGAGGUACUACAGUAAGGGCACCAUCGACCCGGUCAAUGAUACGUUUGACAUCGACCCUCGUGUUGUUACAGACUGCAUCGGCCUGAAUCCCAUAACAGACAGUUCUGCUCCUGGAAACAGUGACUACAAGAAUUUUACACUCGAGUUUUACAAGCUGAUCAAUGUAACAAUUGACUUCCAGCUCAAGGCCAUAAACAUCCAGACCAUUAUAAACAACGAAAUCCCCGACUGCUACACCUUCGCUAUCACAAUCGUCAUGGACAACCGGGCACACAGCGGUAAAGUUAAGAUCAGUUUACAGAACCAGGCCUCCAUUAAAGAGUGUAAAGACACCAAUGUGUCUGGACAUGCGGAAAGCUACGCUCGAGAGUUCUUUGAUGUGCUGGUGGCGAUCGUCUGCCUGCUGUCUCUGCUGCUGUGUGGCCGCUCCAUCCUCAGAGGAAUCCUCCUGCAGCAUGAGUACGUGCAGUUUUUCAAGCACAAACUUGGCCGCAGUGUGAGCUGGGGAGACAGAAUGGAGUUCAUCAACGGCUGGUACAUCCUGCUCAUCAUCAGCGACUUGUUAACUAUCAUCGGCAGCUUCAUUAAAAUUGGCAUCGAGUCUAAGACUUUGUCUUCAUAUGAUGUGUGUGGGAUCCUGCUGGGAACGUCCACUCUGCUGGUGUGGGUGGGAGUCAUCCGCUACCUCAGCUUCUUUCAGAAAUACAACAUCUUGAUUGUAACUCUAAGAGCUGCUUUUCCAAAUGUCAUCCGCUUCUGCUGCUGUGUAGCUGCUAUUUAUUUAGGAUACUGCUUCUGUGGAUGGAUUGUACUGGGACCCUAUCACACUAAGUUUCGCUCCCUGUCCAUGGUGUCAGAGUGUCUGUUUUCUCUGAUCAAUGGGGACGACAUGUUUGUAACCUUUGCUGAGAUAGAGCAAAGCAGCACACUGGUGUGGAUCUUCAGCCAAGUCUACCUUUACACCUUCAUCUCCCUCUUCAUCUACAUGGUGCUGUCCCUCUUCAUCGCGCUCAUUACUGGAGCCUAUGACACAAUUAUGGCCCAAACGCAGGACCAGGUCCGCAUCACAGAUCUCCAUGCUUUCAUUGCACAGUGCACAGACACACCCAGUUCUGGCAAAUUCCGUGUGCCUGAGGGGUCUUCAUGCUCCUUCCUGUGCUGCUGUGAAUGGUGAGGAGGAGGAGGGCAUAAAAGAUGUACAGAAGCUCUAAACAGGAUGUGUUUGAGAAGCAAGACACUUUUGAUUUUUCCCCUCUCUAUCUUUAAAGCACCAUAUUUCCACUCCAGUGACAGCUGACAGAAAUUGCAGCCUUUUUUCCUGACGCUCAGCAGGGAUGAUAAGCACCUGGAGAGUGAACUGGCUGACCUUGAAUUACUUUGUCCACCAGUGCCAGUGUUUGAAUUUUGCAUUUAAAUUUGUGCUGGAAUAGUAGAUUGCACUGCACAGUCAUAAGCCCAAUUACCUGCCUAAGCUUUUGUACUGUAUGAAUAAUUUAUUGCCACAUUCUGAAAUGUCAGGUUGUUAGGCCUUACAUGACUAGAACCAUAAUGACAGUAAGUACAUUCAUCUCUGUAGACUGGACACAGGGUCCAUCAAGUAGAAUGAAAGCAACUUUUUGCUUGAGCAAUCAACUAUAUACAGGGUUUUUUAUUAUUUAAUUGUCUAUAUGGUUACCUAUUAUUUUUUUGUGCCUCAUAAUUAUGUAAAUAUUCAACUUGUGGAUCUUAGUGGUAGAACAAAUAUGAGAGUCAGCCACGCAAGGUAAGAAAAAAAACAUUAUCUUGAUGAAUGCAUUAGCUUUAGCAGUGUUUUCACUUAAGGCUGUUUCUGCCUUAUUUGAUUUUCUCGCUCCUCUAUCCCUUUGUUCACAUCCUCCAAUGGCUGAAAAGAGAUGAUAGCUGCACGAGGAAGGACAAGCCCUGGAGCUGACCAUUUAGCCAUCAAUAUGUAUGAACUGCUUCUGCCUGAGGAGCCAGGUGCAUAGAGGAAGCUUUUUUACACUGGAAAACUGUAGGAGUAGGACAUUGUAUUAGACUAUAGUACCUUCAAAUGACAGAGGGUAGUAACUGAAGAAAAGGAUUAUAUAGUUUUAAGGCUUUUUAGGUUAUUUAUUUAUUAAUGUUGCAACUGGUACACUUGAAUACUACACUUACAGACAACACAAAACAUCAAGCACACAUUCCUAAUUCUUAUUUUAGCUCAUAUGUCCAUUUGAAUCUGUGAAUUUGUUUUUCAUGAAUCUAAAAUCCAGCUAAAUGUGUGAUGUAUUAAUUUUUUCAUUUAUGGUUGUGCAACUGAACGAAAUCCUGUCAAUUCUGCUAGAAUGCUACUCUGAUAAACUAAGCUAAUUCAAGCCCAGCUUUUCCACUUUAGCAUUUUAUUAUGAGUUCUACAUUAUUAUUUAAUGGUCAUUUCUCUAUAACUAGCUUAAUUCAAAGCUAAACUAGCUUAAAAGCGAGCUUAGCUGCUAGCUUAAAUGCAUCCUAGACUUUUAGUAAAAGCUUAUUUACUAUCACCUAGUUUAACAACCCAUUUUAAGGUAUAAUAUUGACUGUAGCCUGUCCAAAAAUCUGAUUAUUGUUUAGGUUUUUUUUUUUUUAAUAUUUUAAAAAAAUCUAAACUAUCUUUAAAGCAGUGAAAGCUAAUCUACUAUUUUACCACCUAGCAUAAUUGCUCAUUAUUGAAGGUAUAUUAUUUAUGACAGAAACAGAUGUUCAAAAACCAGAUCCCUAUUUUAAUUGAGUUUCAAACGAAUCUGUGUAUUGGUUCUAUAGGGCUCUAUAUACUGUGAGAGUUGCCUGUAUUUUAUAUUACAUUGUUGUUAUGUGUGACACAGCCAUUACAUUUUAUCUGUGUUUGAGUAAGGUUACUUGUGCAUACCAGCACUUUGUUUUUUUUUUCCCCUAAGUAUAGUUUAUGGAAACUUACUGAUGCUUUUUAA
Molecule: messenger RNA, 3663 nt
Organism: Melanotaenia boesemani (Boeseman's rainbowfish)
Lineage: Eukaryota; Metazoa; Chordata; Actinopteri; Atheriniformes; Melanotaeniidae
Gene: mcoln1b
Product: mucolipin TRP cation channel 1b
Exons: 13
Coding region: 183-1895 (570 amino acids)
Cellular component (GO): lysosomal membrane; plasma membrane
Molecular function (GO): NAADP-sensitive calcium-release channel activity
Source: RefSeq, a predicted model, not a curated record